Nymphaea colorata (pocket water lily) is the source of this 624-nucleotide messenger RNA. The record is from the annotation of a RefSeq genome assembly. NCBI's taxonomy places the organism in Eukaryota, Viridiplantae, Streptophyta, Magnoliopsida, Nymphaeales, Nymphaeaceae.
AUGAGCAUCUAUUUGAGUCGAUCAUUUCCAAGAUCUAAUUCCAGUUUUCUCUUAUGUAGUGGAAACGCCUUACAAUCUUCCGUUUUACGCUUAAGGGAAGAAAUGUUCUUGGUGGAUGCAGGACCUGGGACCCCCAGAAUUUGUAUGCAAGAUGAGCCUACAGGAGUGCCAAUCAACCGAGCCGCCAGGUUUGAGAAUAAGGUUGGAUCCCUGGAUGUAGUGGCUGGUGAAUCACUGAUCAAAGAGCGGAUUUUGGAGAGAUUCUUCAUCGAUCUAGUGGCCGGUGAAUCACUAAUCAAAGAGCGAGCAGCCGCCAGGUUGAAUGAGUUGGUGGGAUCCACAGAUGUAGUGGCUGGUGAACCGCUUCUUCUUCUUCCACGAAGAUUCAGACAAAACCGAGCUUGGAUGGAGCUGAACAAGAUUUGGCGAACGAAUCAAAAGGUGAAAGGGUUUCUGAUUGAGAAAGUCAAAGGAGGUUAUUCAGUAGCAAUCGCAGGUUUCAUUACUUCUCUUCCAUUCCGUUCUUUCAACACUCAAAGGAUAGCGAAUGAUCGAUUCACCAUUGAGAGCAUGAACCCCAAAAGGACGAAGAUGUUGGUCUUGGCAGAUUCAACCAAAACUUGA